Messenger RNA from Saitoella complicata NRRL Y-17804, 1038 nucleotides. RefSeq names its product NAD(P)-binding protein. Lineage: Eukaryota; Fungi; Ascomycota; Saitoellomycetes; Saitoellales; Saitoellaceae. The transcript has a single exon. Gene Ontology annotation, molecular function: oxidoreductase activity, acting on the CH-CH group of donors, NAD or NADP as acceptor. The record is from RefSeq and is a predicted model, not a curated record. Bases 1 to 1038 code for a protein of 345 amino acids.
AUGGUUCAGAACAAGUCCGUCAACUUCGUUGAGGUCCCCACGGGUUACCCCGUCAAGGACAAGACCAUGAAGCUCGUCACCGGCGAGAUCGACCUCGAGCAGAAGCUCGAGGACGGUGCCGUCAUCGUCAAGGUUCUCUACGUCUCCAUCGACCCUUACCAGCGUGGUCGCAUGAGGGACGCGUCCAUCAAGUCCUACGCCCCCGCUUUCAAGCUCAACGCACCCAUCGACAACGGUGGUGUCGCCCGCGUCGUCAAGACCGCCAACUCCUCCUACAAGGAAGGCGACGUCGUCUACGGUUACUUCCAGUGGUCCGAAUACCAGGUUAUCUCCCCCCAGGAAGCCAAGGCUCUCCGCGUUGUCGAGAACAAGGAGGGUCUCCCUCUCUCACACUACGUCGGUGCCCUUGGUAUGCCCGGUAUGACCUCCUGGUACGGUCUCACCCUCGGUAAGCAAGAGAAGGGUAAGACGGCCUUCAUCUCCGCUGCUUCCGGUGCCGUCGGUCAAAUCGUCGGACAGCUCUGCAAGCGCCGUGGAAUGUACGUCGUUGGAUCCGCCGGAGAGGAUGCCAAGGUCGACUUCCUCCUCAACGAGUGCCAGUUCGAUGCUGCGUUCAACUACAAGAAGGAGGGGCCUCGUGAUGCGUUGAAGAAGUACUGUCCUAACGGUAUUGACCUUUACUGGGAGAACGUCGGUGGUGAGACUCUUGACGCUGUUUUUGAGGCCGCGAACGACUUUUCUACCAUCAUUGCUUGUGGUAUGAUUUCUCAGUACAACACCACCGAGCCUUACGGUGUCAAGAACAUCAUGAACAUCGUUGCCAAGCGUAUCAAGAUGCAGGGAUUCAUCGUCCUCGACGAGUUCGACGGACAGUGGGUCCAGGACUUCUUCGCCGCCGUCCCUGGGUGGAUCAAGAACGGUGAGAUGAAGGUCAAGGAGGACAUUGCUGAGGGUCUUGAGAACGCUCAAGAUGCUUUCAUCGGUAUGUUGCAGGGUAAGAACUUUGGUAAGGCCAUGAUCAAGGUUGCCCAGGAGUAA